This is a messenger RNA of Sycon ciliatum, 1110 nucleotides long. RefSeq lists its product as uncharacterized. The record is from RefSeq and is a predicted model, not a curated record. NCBI's taxonomy places the organism in Eukaryota, Metazoa, Porifera, Calcarea, Leucosolenida, Sycettidae.
AGGCGUGUGGGAAGGGUGCUGACUGCCCAACCGGCUACUACUGCUUUCCAGCGCUGAAGGCAGGAGCAACGUACAAGUGUGUCCACACGUACAAAACGCCAGCAACUGGAAAUGGUCUCUAUCGCUUGCACAUAUCCACUGCCCUGUUCAACAGUCAGGCCAAGAAGACAUGCGAGGGCCUGGGAAUGUCGCUGCCAAACCCUGUAAAAGACCAGGCACUUCUUCGUAACCUCGAUAAUUCGGUUCAAAAUGCAUUCUGGCUUGGGUACAGCCCGGAUUCAAGUCGGUUUGAACUAAUCAACCGGUUUGGCAAAAGUUCUACACAACAUUUGGUCUCAGAUCUUGUUCCAGCAUCUACAUCCACUGUCCUCUGCACCAGUUUCUACCGCAGAUGUCACUUUGACACUGAUUGUGCCACCUAUCAAACAUGUGUCGAUUUCGGAACUUUGAAAGUGUGCUUAACCGAACACGCAACCUGCAAGAAGCAAAGUUCCAGCUGGAUUGGACUAGGUUUCGGCUAUUUCACGUAUCCGGAAGCCGCUUCAAAAUGCCGGCAACUGAACUAUGAUUUGGUCCCGGAGGAGCUCUAUAACCCUAAUAUCAAUUGUGUUGCCCAAAUGGCUCGGAGGAUGCUGAUAAAACAGCCCACAAAGCAUUCUGAAAUCGCAAUAUGGUUCACUCCAAUGUACACUCAUACAGUUUACUCGAACUUUAAGCUCUUCAAGCAUAAGGGAUUAGCCGAUACAAGUAAAUCCAACAAUGUUCAAAGACGAGAGGUUGCGAUUAUCUGCUCAAAGCCACUAUAACGUCAGAUGGGACGAUGGAGCUUGGUCGCGAGGUGUUCGUCACGUGAACUUAGCCAUGCAGACAUUGAAAUGCACACCUGUUUCAAUGCAGUAUCUGGUAUUAUAAACUUUUUUCUCAUUUCUGUUUGUUCUAUGCCACUUGUUUGUUCUUUUUUUUGCUCCAAGAAUGUAUGCAGCAUGCUUCUGUCUGGUUUUUCCUCCUGCCAUGCGCCCUGGUUGUGGUCUUGGGGUUUCCCCUACACUCUGGUGGUCUGGCUAAUAUUUGCCAUACACUUUAGGCAAAUACAACCGUUUUGCUGUUCAA